AUGGCCCUCGCCGCCUACCGCAAUAUCCUGCGCGCAACCCGCAUAGCCUUCCAGGGCGACGAGCGCGUGCUCUCCGCCGCGCGGCUGCAGGCUCGCACCAUGUUCCGGGAGAAGGCAAGUCUGCAGCCGGCAGACCCGGCUGUCGCCCCUGCGAUUCAGCAUGCGGAGGCUGUUGCGGAAGCUCUGAGGGCGAAUGUUGUACAGGGAAGCCAGCAGGGUGAUGGGAGUACCUACAAACUGAGAAUACACGAGUACACCGAGCGCGGUGACAAUGACACGAUCACUCUGGCGGGCAUGAAGAAGGCUGCGAGCGGAGACGGAUGUUGCUCGAGCUGA
Cryphonectria parasitica EP155 is the source of this 336-nucleotide messenger RNA. RefSeq lists its product as uncharacterized. Gene Ontology annotation, biological process: mitochondrial respiratory chain complex III assembly. The coding region runs from base 1 to 336 and encodes 111 amino acids. The record is from RefSeq and is a predicted model, not a curated record. NCBI's taxonomy places the organism in Eukaryota, Fungi, Ascomycota, Sordariomycetes, Diaporthales, Cryphonectriaceae. The transcript is spliced from 2 exons.